AUAAUAAGUGAAAUAAACUAUGGAGAGUUCUGAUUCAGUAACAAAUGCUGAUCAAAUUGGGAAACUCAUUAAAUAUGGAACCCCGUUGCAAGCUCUUAAAGGAAUAUUCUAUGAUUAUUUCAAAGAGACGUCAAUUCAUGGAUUCAAAUAUGUUGGCGAACAAAAACGUUCAGCUUUGGAAAGAAUAAUCUGGUUGGGUGCUGUAAUUGUGUCAAUUUCAACAUGCAGCUACUUAAUUUACAAUAUUUGGGACCAACGUAACCAUAAUCCAGUACUGGUAGCCUCAGACGGAAGAUUAACGCCAGUUUGGGAAAUUCCAUUUCCCAUGGUAACAAUUUGUCCGCAAAUCAAAAUUCACAACAAAACUUUGAAUCUCACAAAAGAGCCAACAUAUUUAACGGAAGAUGAGUAUCAGCAAUACUUUUUGGAGUUUGGAUUCCAAACACUAUGUUCUAUUCAUGGAUUUGAUUAUAACGGAAAGUAUUCCAACGAAUUUAUUCCGAAUGCAUCAAAAUACAUCAAACUUAUGUCGAAUGUUGCUCCAACAUUCGAAGAAAUAAUGUCUGGAUGCUUUUGGAAAGAUAAAAUUAAUUGUAAGGAUUUGUUUGAUCCUGUUUUAACAGAAGAUGGAAUUUGUUUCUCAUUCAAUUUAAUUAAAUCUGAAAAUUAUCAGAGUGAAUUAAACAACUUUGACAAUAAUGAUCGCAAAAUAGACUGGGAUCUUGAACAUGGUUACAAUGAAGAAGCUCUAUAUUUUUUGGAAGCAUUCCCUUUUCAUGCAGUUGGAGCAGGAAUUACGGAAAGCUUUGUUCUGAAUCCAACAGAUAAAAUAGAAGACGAAGAUAAUAAAUGUAGAACUUAUUCGCAGGAUUUCAAAUUGAUUGUUCAAACUCCUGGAGAAGUACCACAAGUAAAAAAGAAUUUUAUUAACAUUCCAUUUGAUCAGGAUAUUUUGUUAUCAAUCAAGGCUCAAAUUAUGAAAACUUCGGAAGGAUUGCGACAUUAUACACCAGAGAGGCGUCAAUGCUACUAUCAAAAUGAACGGUAUUUGAGGUAUUAUACAAAGUAUACGCAAGCCAGCUGUGAAUUGGAAUGUCUGGCAAAUCAAACCCUUGCCAAAUGUGGAUGUGUCAAAUUUUCAAUGCCAAGAGCUUUAUCUCAUCCAAUUUGUGGAUGGAAAAAAUCGUCUUGCGCUGAUCAAGUCGCAAAUAAUUUUGUUAGUUGGAAAUUUAUGGCUAAAACAAAGGGUUUUGGUGAAAGUGCAUGUACUGGUAAUUGUUUGCCAACUUGUUUUGACAUCAAAUACAAAGCAGAGAUUGAACUACAAACUCCUCGUGAUGGCGGUACCAACACUUUGUUUCGUCUAACAUCGUUGACAAUUAAAUUCGAAGAAGAUGUAGUCAAUGGUUUAAUACGUACAGAAUUGUACAGUAUAACAGAUUUUAUUGCAAAUUGUGGUGGAUUACUGGGACUUUUUAUGGGUGUUUCGAUUUUGAGUUUGGUGGAACUUGUUUACUUUUUUACCGUUAGACUGUUGUUGAACUUGAAAGCAAGAAGACAGAUACAAGAUGUGAAGCAAUGUUGGGAAAAGAAGUGAUCUGGUUAAUGAUUAAUGAUCAGUAAUUUCUCAUUACAAAAUGUAACCAGUACCUAAUUCAGAUUAAUGAUCAUUUAUUACAUUAAUCAUCAAUCA
Molecule: messenger RNA, 1693 nt
Organism: Episyrphus balteatus (marmalade hoverfly)
Lineage: Eukaryota; Metazoa; Arthropoda; Insecta; Diptera; Syrphidae
Product: pickpocket protein 28-like
Exons: 7
Coding region: 20-1597 (525 amino acids)
Biological process (GO): sodium ion transmembrane transport
Cellular component (GO): membrane
Molecular function (GO): ligand-gated sodium channel activity
Source: RefSeq, a predicted model, not a curated record